UCACCUCGGGAAUACAUCCUCCAACCAAGGAAUAGCAGACCUGACAAUGCUGUACACUGCCAUGUUCUCAACCGUUUGCCUUAUUCUUGUGGGCUUCAUCAAAGUGGCAUCCGCUGGUUCUGUGGAGCUCAACUCGAAUGCUAUUAAGGUCGGUUCAGGUGUGGCGAGUAGUCACCCGGUCAGCCCGAGUCCGGAUGAGUCACCUGCGGACAGCGGCAGUCUGAACUUCGCCGUCGAUACACCUCAGCAGCCUUUAAUCUGCGAGAGUGACGAGGAAUGCAGUGGAGAGGAGUUCUGCUUCCUGUCUCGCGGUGUUUGUCUCCAGUGUAAGAAGCGCAGGAAGCGCUGCAUCCGGGAUGCGAUGUGCUGCCCUGGCAACCACUGCAGCAAUGGAGUUUGUCUUCCAAAUGAUCCUGACAUGAAUCAGCAGAUCGGAAUGAAAGAGUUUGUGUCCAUUUCCAAUGAGAACUCUACUUUUGUGGUGCCACCAAAAGUUCCAAGUCAAAGUUCACCACAAAACGAAAUGCAAAAAGGACUGGAGGGAGAAACCUGUCUGAGAUCAUCAGAUUGUGCUGAGGGACUCUGCUGCGCUCGUCACUUUUGGUCCAAAAUCUGCAAGCCCGUCGUGAAAGAAGGCCAGGUCUGCACCAAGCACAAGAGGAAAGGCACUCAUGGCUUAGAAAUAUUCCAGCGUUGCGAUUGUGGGGAUGGUCUGUCCUGCAAAACGCAAAGAGGAGACGGCGGCAAGUCAUCACGGAGUCUGCACACUUGCCAGAGACACUGAAUGAACAUUUAAGGAAUUUUCUUUCACAAGUUCAAAAACGGACUUGAGCGACGAGCGGUUGAGGGAAACAGGACUUGGAAUGGGAUACUCAACUGGUUUUUCAACUGGUUUCCUCUAUUUUCUUGUGUCAACGUUGCAGAGUAGAUAUAAUUGUUUCUCAACGGAACUUAAAAAUUGCAGUAAAUUACUGUAUUAUACUGUAAAUAAUAUAAGGCAGUUGGCACUUAAUUCAGAUAUUUUUGUCAACCCUGUUUUGAAAGAAGGUGCUUCAGUGUUUUACUAUCUUAUUUGUGUAUAUCUGGUAUUUUGCAGUCAUAUAGAGCUGAUUUAAAUGUCUAUUUUAUUCUAAAUAAAGAUUGUACAGAUGA
Messenger RNA from Pimephales promelas (fathead minnow), 1152 nucleotides. RefSeq names its product dickkopf WNT signaling pathway inhibitor 1b (gene dkk1b). Gene Ontology annotation, biological process: multicellular organism development; negative regulation of canonical Wnt signaling pathway. Lineage: Eukaryota; Metazoa; Chordata; Actinopteri; Cypriniformes; Leuciscidae. The record is from RefSeq and is a predicted model, not a curated record. Gene Ontology annotation, molecular function: co-receptor binding; receptor antagonist activity. Gene Ontology annotation, cellular component: extracellular region.